ACUCACAAGAAGGACUCACGAGAAGGCAAGAAUGAGCGGCAAGGCACAAGAUCGAAGCCAAGGCAUCGGCUUUGGAGAUAUCUUACAGGAAAACCAUAAAGAGAUAAAAUCUACAUUGGAUAAGGAGGGUGAAAUACUAAAAUUACUCAAGAACAGCUCAGCAGAAUCUCCUCAACACAGUCCCUGUCAGCAACGUUUGGUGUGUAUUCUUUGUGGGAUCUGUCCCAGGAAAUUUUCUGGACACCAAAAUAACAGCUCAUGUGCAAAUCAAGAGGAUGAAGUCAAACCACUCAAACAUGGAAAACCAGAAAAUGAGGAAGAAUGUUUUGAUGUGGAUGUUUAUAGACUUAAUCUGGCAGAAGCAAAAGAUGCAUGGACAUCAAUGCACCCAAGAGAAAUGGAGGGGUUGGUGAACCAUGAUCAAAUGGAUAAUUACAGAAAAAGGUUUGAAAAUCUCAAGACCAGUCAAGAGCGCAGUCUUACAGUGCUUGGAACCAUAAUUCAUCAAAAGCAUCAUCUAAUAAGAUCUGCUUUGGAACAUGUGGAAAAAGCAUUUAACAGUGGCGGGAAAGGUGAAUGGGGUUUCGGUAUGGCUGUCAGUUCUGGCACUUCUCAAGAUAUAUGUUCAACCCCUCAUCCACCAGAGUGUUCUGUGUGUCCAAGUAAGCGGGAUGAGCUACAGAAAACAAAGGAGCAGCUACGAAGGGCUGAGCAAAAGAUAAAGGUUGAAGAACAAAUAACUGAAUCUGUCAGGGCUGAACUACGGAGAACAAAGGACCAGCUAAAAUCCCUCAAAAACAGAAUAGCAGGAGAGGUUGAUCUUGCACUUGAAACAGGAAAAACCAUCAACCUAAAAAACCCAGUUAGUAAACCAAUACUGAUAGAUUUCUACAAAGAGCUGUGCUAUGACUGGAAACAAAAGAAAAAUGAUCUAAGUUUAAUACACUUUAAACCAAAUGAUAUCAAAGGCUACAUUAAGGAUGAGUUUAAUAGGGCAUAUAAAGAUAUGCAGAUAAAGAAGCACAAAAUUGAUGAAGUGUUUCAACUGGAAAAUGUUGCAUCUGGAAGAGAUUCUUCAAAGGAUAAGGAGUACAAACAGUUGACUAUUCAGAAUCUCCAACUGUGUUUCUACAAUAAGAAAUCAGAUCUUCAAUCACAGAACCCCUCAUAUGCAGAUGGUGACAAAGCUAAGAUUAUUGAGUCUCUAAAGGCUGAAUGGUACUGGCUGGCCUGCUUGAUGGCUUUGAACAAUCCUCCUCUUCGCCCUGACUGGGACAAUCCCCCUCGAUCAGCAGAUAAGUGGGACAUUUUCCCACAAACGUUUCAGGAAUUAGAUUCAUCACGGUUCCCUGCCCAAGGAGUGGGCAGAAUGGAAAAUGCAAGGCAUGCCUUGUCACCUGGUUUAACAGACCACGGAACCUCAUUUUAACUGUACAGUAUUAUUCUUCUCCUCUAAAAUACAUAGGGGAUCAGAAACAGAAAAUACUGGAAAACAUCCAAUAAGGAAGUCCACCAGAAAUCCUGAUCGCUACUCAGACAAAAAAAUAAAAAUCAUACCUCUGAAUACCUAUGGGCCACUAUUGCAAAGGAUAAUGUGUUUUGGCUUUGCCCAGUGAUGUGUGGUGAGGUUCAUAGCUGGUGAGGCAUUGACUUAAUUGGAAUCAGAUUUACAAAUAUUGACCCCCUGCAUGUUAGUGUUUAUAUACAGAAAGUUUGCGCUUUUGUUGAAAAAGUGUGUUUUUAGGCUUAAUGUUUAUUUUGCAAUUAUUAAUAAGUGAUUGCUAUUGUAGAUUAGCUACCGCUGCUAUUAGCUAAGUUUGAGGGCUGUUUCUUUUCUAUGUUCUUUACACAUACAAACUGUAGCCCACAACACACACAUUUCAUUAAAAAAACUAAACAAAAAAUGUCAUUGCCGUUUCACCUUUACUUAUAAAUGAAGUCUGUGCGCUGCUCAUUCUGCACAAAAAUAUCAGUUCAUCCAAAGCUGUCUUUCCUCAAUAUCCCAAGCAUUUUAUAACUGCAAUCUGGCUUUGAAUACGAAUGGUCGAUCGCUCAGGUUUGGUGAGGCUUCUUAGCAAAAUCUACAAGUCACAAAAUCCCGUACUAUAUUACAAUAAGUGCAAAACCUAGUUUUGAUUACUCAUUGUAAGGUGGAUCAUUAUGCAUUACGUUUCCACCCCAAGACAAUAAAACAAUGUAGAAAAAAAGAUAAUAUUUAAAAGUUGUGCAAGCAAUGAAGCACUAAAUGUCCUGGUCCUUGUUCAGCACAAAACUAAACUGUGUAUAUCUUCACAAUAUUUAUUGUUUUUUCAACAAGAAUUUACAACCCAUUAAAUCAGGAGAUGUCACGGUGUAUUGAGUUUUAGUAUUUGGGUUGGACAGGGUGUUGCAGGAUCCAAAAGUACAUAUUUGCAUAACAGAUGGAUUUAUACCAAACCGAUGUUCAAAACCACACCUAAAGGCCUAAAGGCAUAUUUUGAAUAAUUUGUAUUUUAAUAAUUUUUCACUUUAUCUUUAUGAGAUAAUAAAAAGAGUAUAACACAUUUGACCUCUGAGCUAAGUAAAACUUUAUUUUUUAUAAAGUUUUACUCUUAUACAGAGUUGCACCCUAAGGAAUUGAGAAAAGAUCACAAAAGUUGAUCUAUAGAUGGUGCUAUUUUAUUGAUUUAAUUUUAGUAAGCUUUCAAAAAAUAUGCUAAUUUACAAUAUAUGCAUGAAGAAACUUAGUUUUUGGCAGUAAAGCGUUUAUUGAGCCUAACUUUAGAACAGUUUAAGACUUGUCACUAGUUUCAUAUCAAAGGAAGUGUAUGUGUCCCUUUAUAGCCUGAUCUAAUAUUAGGGGACACUUUAAGAAGGUAAAAGUUAUUUUUCCAAAAUGGCUUAAUGCAUUUUCAUGAAACUUCUAUCUUCAGGAUUCAACCCUGAGACUUACUGGUAAUUAUUGAUCAAAGUGGAAGAAAAUUAUGCACAAAAAUGGAAGUCUAACCUGUCAUCUUUGAAAAAAAUCUAAACAUAAAUUUUAUGAUUAAUUGGUGGUUAGAUUUUUUUAUUUAUUUAAAAACACAUUGAACAUGUUAUUCCUCUUACAUGACCAAGUGAGAAUUUUCGGGCAGGCUUUUAAUAUUUUAUGCUUUUAUUAUAAAUGUAUUAAUUUGCAUAACUAAACUAAAUAAUUAUGGUUGACAGUUUUCUCUGAAAAAAGCAAUCUUUUGACUUUUUAAUAUCUUGAUGUUAUUAUGUAGUCAUGGUUAUUUGAGAAUAAUUAGUAUAUGUUUUGUGGAUUAAAUGUGGAUUCCCAUUAAUGUAUUAAAUUCAGUAUGGUUUAAAGAGAAGUUAACAAUUAUUUUUGUAGAAAGCAGUAAAUCUGGACAUGAUAAAAGCCUGAUGUAAUGGAAAAGACAGAAAUAUUGCUUUUAUUAAUAAAAUGUGGAUUUUCUUAAAUGAAUUUCUUAAUUUGGCUUUGUAUAUUUUAUGAAAAGACAGUUAACUUUUUUAAUGAAAGAGAAUUUCGUCUAGGGACAUGGAAAUAAAAGGAUAUGAUCAUGUGUAGACACACUAUUUUGGUAAUUUUCUGAUGAAAUAAUUUUUAAAUAAAUGUAUUAAAUUUUCAGUAUGGUGUAAAAUGGGAGUUAACUUUUCUCUCUUUUUUUUUUUAAAGAAAAGCAUUGAAUGUACAGACACAAUAAAAGCUUGGUGUUAUCCCAUAUGAGCUUGUGUAAUCUUGGUAAUUUAUAAAUAAAAUAUGGAUGUUUUAAAAUUUAAA
This is a messenger RNA of Xiphophorus maculatus (southern platyfish), 3763 nucleotides long. RefSeq lists its product as uncharacterized. NCBI's taxonomy places the organism in Eukaryota, Metazoa, Chordata, Actinopteri, Cyprinodontiformes, Poeciliidae. The coding region runs from base 32 to 1429 and encodes 465 amino acids. The record is from RefSeq and is a predicted model, not a curated record. The transcript has 17 exons.